Messenger RNA from Gongylonema pulchrum, 426 nucleotides. The record is from the annotation of a GenBank genome assembly. NCBI's taxonomy places the organism in Eukaryota, Metazoa, Nematoda, Chromadorea, Rhabditida, Gongylonematidae.
AUGGAUAUCGUAGUGGAGAUUCCUAUUCCCUCAGAUUGCAUUAGCAUUCAGCCGGUGAGCGGUCCAAGAACCGCUAGCCGAUAUAAAUCGGUAGGCGGGCAAGCUGUUGCAGUAGCAGUGCUUUGCACUGUUGCUGCAGUUAUCAUGAUAUUUGUUGGUAUAAGCUUGGAUUUUAAAACAUGCUACAAAGUGGCUGAAUAUCCUCCUGUAACUAUCAAAGCUAUUCUCGGUCUUGGCAUCUUCCUUUUUGCAUUCAACGGUCAUCAAGUUUUCCCGACUGUGCAAAACGAUAUGCGGAAUCCAGCCGAUUUCAGGAAAUCAGUUAUUGUCGGUUUUAUACGUAAGUUUUACAAAAUUCAAAUGAAAAUGAAAAAAAAAGAAGUGCAUUACGCAGUGACAAAAUUCUGUCUACUUUUGCAAACGUAA